Molecule: messenger RNA, 2430 nt
Organism: Choloepus didactylus (southern two-toed sloth)
Lineage: Eukaryota; Metazoa; Chordata; Mammalia; Pilosa; Megalonychidae
Gene: RAD51C
Product: RAD51 paralog C
Exons: 9
Coding region: 48-1061 (337 amino acids)
Biological process (GO): DNA repair; meiotic DNA recombinase assembly; reciprocal meiotic recombination
Cellular component (GO): Rad51C-XRCC3 complex; replication fork; Rad51B-Rad51C-Rad51D-XRCC2 complex
Molecular function (GO): four-way junction DNA binding; crossover junction DNA endonuclease activity; ATP binding
Source: RefSeq, a predicted model, not a curated record
CGUAGAGUUCGGCAGCCUGGGAGUGCGAACGAGUGUUCCGCUUUGAGAUGCAGCGUGAAUUGGGGAGUUUCCCGCUGUCCUCAGCGGUGAGGGUAAAACUAGUCUCUGCGGGUUUCCAAACCGCCGAGGAACUCCUGGAGGUGAAACCUUCCGAGCUCAGCAAAGAAGCUGGGAUAUCUAAAGAGGAAGCCUUAGAAACUCUACAGAUUAUAAGACGGGAAUGUCUCUUAAAUAUACCAAGACAUGCUGGUACAUCUGAGUCAGGCAAGAAGUGUACAGCACUGGAACUUCUUGAGCAGGAGCAUACCCAGGGCUUCAUAAUUACCUUCUGUUCAGCACUAGAUAAUAUUCUUGGGGGUGGAGUACCCUUAACCAAAACAACAGAAAUCUGUGGUACACCUGGUAUUGGAAAAACACAAUUAUGUAUGCAAUUGGCAGUAGAUGUACAGAUACCAGAAUGUUUUGGAGGAGUGGCAGGUGAAGCAGUUUUUAUUGAUACAGAGGGAAGUUUUAUGGUUGAUAGAGUGGUAGACCUUGCUACUGCUUGCAUUCAGCACCUUCAUCUUAUAGCAGGAACACACAUGGGAGAGGAGCACCAAAAAGCUUUGGAGGACUUCACUCUUGAAAAUAUUCUUUCCCAUAUUUAUUAUUUUCGUUGUCAUGAUUACACAGAACUUUUGGCACAAGUUUAUCUCCUUCCAGACUUCCUUUCAGAACACUCAAAGGUUCGAUUAGUGAUAGUGGAUGGUAUUGCUUUUCCUUUUCGCCAUGACCUAGAUGACCUGUCACUUCGUACUCGGUUACUAAAUGGCCUAGCCCAGCAAAUGAUCAGUCUUGCAAAUAACCACAGAUUAGCUGUAAUUUUAACCAAUCAGAUGACAACAAAGUUUGAUAGAAAUCAGGCCUCACUCGUUCCUGCUUUAGGGGAGAGUUGGGGACAUGCUGCUACAAUACGGUUAAUCUUUCAUUGGGACCGAAAGCAGAGGUUGGCAACAUUGUAUAAAUCACCAAGCCAAAAGGAAUCCACAGUACUGUUUCAAAUCACAGUCAGUAUUAUUUGAAUACAGUGGGAUUUUGGUGUUGGUGGGCAGUAAUAUCUGAAUCUCAGGGAUUUAGAGAUGCUGUUGUUGCUACUGCAUGUUCAUUGCCAGUAGAAGCUUCCUUGAGUUCCCGGAAACGGUCACGAAAAUCAGAAGAAGAACAGUAAUCCAGAGACUAAUUUCAGAGUAUGCAAAUGUAUUGAUGCCUUGGGAGUCAAUGUGUAUAACUAGUAGACUUGUUACUUUAAAAUAUGAACACAUACUAUGGCAUGAAUGAAUCAGAAAUAUACUGAGGUGAAUGGGAAAAAUAAUUAAGGAAUAUGAUUCUCUGAAAAAGUUCUUUAAAGCCCUGUUCUACAAUUAUAUUUUGUUCUGUUUUCAUUUUCCAUAACAUUCAGUAGAGAUGAUAUACGUAUUGUGUUUCACAAAUAUGGAAAGCUGAUCUCAUGUGCCAAUCUGAAUUUAUCAUUCAUAGUGUCCCCUCCCUCUCUUUGACAAUUGCCUAGAAAAUCUUUUAUUCUCUGUUUUAAAUGUAACUUUGAUAACUCUUAAAAGUGGCAGCUUUUAUUGUUUUAAAGAAGAGGUAGCACCAUGAGUCAGUGUAUCAUUAUAUCCUGGGGAAGAUAAAAAUCUGAACUGACCGAACUGACUUUAGUAACUUCUAUCCUAAAAUCCAAGCUAUUUGUUUAAUUUUCUGUGUUGUUUUAUAAUGUUAAAGGAAGGACUUUGAAGGUAUUAUCUCAUCUAGAAAUUGUCUGGAACAUAUAUCUUCCAGAAUAGGUUGAUAAACUCACAAUUAUUUAUUUCUACCUUUUUGAAACCUAGUUUGAUCCAUUCCAGAAUUCUAGGUGUCAUAAUAUUUUCCCUUGAAUAAUCUUGACUGUAUUUGAAAAGAUUAAAAGUUUUCAUUCUUGAAUAUUUUCACGAUCAUCUGAAGAUAUGAUUUAGAGAACACCUGGUUGUUCUUGGUACUCUGAAUUCGUUAACAAAAUUUACUUUGAUCCCCAGUGGAAGAAAAUUAUUUAAAUAAUUGAAUAUUAUAUACAAUGACAACCACAUUUUCCAAUUUUAGUGACAGGUGGUAUUUCCUGUACAUCAAAUUUAUGACAUUUGUUCCACAUAACUGUUCUGCAAUUAAUUACAUAGAAUAACCAUAAUUAACCAGGGCUUUGAGAGUAAAAGGGUGCACUGCUAAUAAUUAAUGCCAAGACAAUGGGCAUAACCCAGAAUUGCCCAAGGCAGAUCACAAGUAUGGUCAUGCUAAUUAUUUAAGAUUAAUUUCAAAUGACUACUUUAAUGUAGGACAACUGAUUGUAACCAUCUUACUUUUGAAGACUUUAAAGCAUGUAUUAUUACAUUGAUGCUGUCAUUAAAAAAGUUGCUUAUUUUA